AUGCGUUCUCGUAUGCUACCAACCAAAUCUGGUCUCGAGACAGUUUGGGCUGGUGCAGUCUCAACUACAGCCGUUGCUCGAAGAAAGAAGAUUAAAGAAGUUCCUACACAGAAGGACUCUGGGGCAUCUAAAAGUAACAAGCCAAGUGAGAGUGAUUCCAUUGCCACUAGCAAGAAACCCACGAAUUCGAAACCCCCGGUAGGUUCGAAACGACAAGCCUCUUCAACAGUUGUCUCAGAUGAUGAAGACAAAUCUCCUCCUCGUACCAGGCAAGGCCAUAGAAAGAGACAGAAAGCUAUUACUCCUUCGGGAAAAGAGAAAGGGCUAGGUUCCUCCAAAGUUGCUUCUCCUAGCGACAAGGCGUCUUCUGAGGAAUCACCUUUAAAAACUUCCAGUAAUGCCUUCGUUGUCGAAAGUCAUAACUCAAGUCCAGACAAUAUUCCACCCAAGGAUGAUACUGGCACUGCCACUUCAGGUCUUAAGACUUACAAUUUCACCAUUAAUGUCGAUAAACCUCAAGAUAUUUCCCAAAAUAAAUCCCAUGUUCUCUCACCAGUUUUUGAAGAUGCCAGGCCUUUUACCACCAUCUUACCUGAUGAGCCAGUCGAAGAAAGCCAAUCCACUGACGAAUCCCCAACUACUCAUCAAGAUAAAAACUUGGAAGAAAAUCAUCCAUUCUCAGGUAGUGACAACGUGAAUCCACAACCACAUGGUAGUGAAGAUACUGUAUCCGAACAAGAUGCUAUGGAGGAAACUUCUAAACCAGAUAAACACAAUCCUAUAGAAACUUCAACUCUUGACACAGAAACUACUCCUGGGGCAACUUCGAUGCCUGCCCCUGCGAAGCCCACUCCUUCGGAACUGGAACAGCUUAAGCAAACUGAUCCUCUCAGUUUUCUAAAAGCUAUGAUGAAUGUGAAUACUACUUCGCCUUCAGAACUUGACAUCUCUCCAGCUGUCCUUGUAGAAUCUGAAAGUGGAUUUGUUUCGAGUCUCGAAAGAAGUUUCAGAGGUGAUUGUUUUGCUAGGUUCUCUAGUUGA
Messenger RNA from Vicia villosa (hairy vetch), 1041 nucleotides. Its product is annotated as cell wall protein RBR3-like. The transcript is spliced from 6 exons. Lineage: Eukaryota; Viridiplantae; Streptophyta; Magnoliopsida; Fabales; Fabaceae. The coding region runs from base 1 to 1041 and encodes 346 amino acids. The record is from RefSeq and is a predicted model, not a curated record.